Molecule: messenger RNA, 3243 nt
Organism: Python bivittatus (Burmese python)
Lineage: Eukaryota; Metazoa; Chordata; Lepidosauria; Squamata; Pythonidae
Gene: SGF29
Product: SAGA complex associated factor 29
Cellular component (GO): SAGA complex
Source: RefSeq, a predicted model, not a curated record
UUGCGCAUGCGUCAGCAUCCGACUACUCAGUGCGCACGCGCUAAGAUCCUAGCUGCGGGAAGCUAACUUUGCAGGUUUUCUGCAUCAUUUUUAGGCGCGCGUACCGCCUUUAUUUAUUUAUUUAUUUAUUUAUUUAUUCAUCUUUUAUUGAACUUGCGUCAAGCGCUGGUCUGCCACUACCGGUACGGGCUUAAAACGGAACAUGGCUUUGGUAUCAGCUGAUUCCAGGAUUGCUGAACUCCUAGGAGAAUUGCACCAGCUUAUCAAACAGACCCAGGAGGAACGAUCAAGAAGUGAACAUAAUCUUGUGAAUAUCCAGAAAACACAUGAAAGGAUGCAGACAGAGAACAAGAUCUCUCCGUAUUAUCGGACAAAAUUACGUGGCCUCUAUACAACAGCUAAGGCUGAUGCAGAAGCUGAAUGCAAUAUCCUGCGCAAGGACUUGGACAAGAUUGCUGAGAUUAAGUCUCUUCUGGAAGAACGACGCAUUGCUGCCAAGAUUGCUGGCCUCUACAAUGACUCAGAGCCGCCACGCAAAACCAUGCGCCGUGGAGUGCUGAUGACUCUCCUCCAGCAGAGCGCCAUGACUCUCCCGUUGUGGAUUGGGAAGCCUGGAGAAAAGCCGCCUCCCCUUUGUGGUGCCAUCCCCGCCUCUAGUGAUUAUGUGGCCAAACCUGGGGAUAAAGUGGCAGCUCGUGUCAAGGCUGUUGACGGGGAUGAGCAGUGGAUCUUGGCUGAGGCUGUGAGCUACAAUCAUGCCACCAACAAAUAUGAAGUGGAUGACAUUGAUGAAGAAGGAAAAGAGCGUCAUACCUUGAGCCGACGUCGCAUCAUCCCUCUGCCUCAGUGGAAGGCCAAUCCUGAAACAGACCCCGAGGCCUUGUUCCAGAAAGACCAGUUGGUCCUGGCCUUGUACCCCCAAACUACCUGCUUCUACCGAGCCCUUAUCCACACUCCACCUCAGCGGCCCCAAGAUGACUACUCAGUGCUGUUUGAAGAUACCAGCUAUGCAGAUGGCUACUCUCCACCCCUCAAUGUAGCUCAGCGCUACGUUGUGGCUUGCAAGGAAACGAAGAAGAAGUGACGUUGCCCUCCAGCAGCAGCAUGGUGAGGAACAAGACCUAUCCAAGUGGACUUCUACAGCAGGACAAUGAAUAAAGCAGGAAGGAACAGAAAUCCAUCAAGGGGAGGAGUUUCAUUUAUUGACCUAAGAAGCAUGCGGGCAGUUUGCUUUGUGGGAAAUAAUUACAUGAUUACUUCCCAAAGUUAACUACCGUUGCAGGAAUCAAUAGUUCCUUUGGAAGCAGUCAACUAAAACUCUGUGAGUAAAGAAGAGGUCAUUGUUUGGCUUUUGGGGAUUUCUGUUACUUGGAUUUUUAAACUUGUCCCCUGCAGCUGUUUUAUUUCAACUCAAGCUGCCUUAUUGGCAUGCUUCGAAUUAAUAAAGUGCUGUAUACUUUAGAUUCUUUUCCAGUUUUUCCCCUUGUCAAGAUGAUUGCAAAACCUCCCGCCUUGGAAAGUAGAUGUGGAAUUAAAUCCAGCCAUCAAAACACAAGGACUCAGCCUGGAUUUGUGAAUUUCUUAAGGAAAGUACGAGGGUGGGGAAUUUUUUUAUUUUUUAGCGUGGGGUGAAAAAGAUGGCUGGGCCUUCUGGUCAGCUGUGAAAGAUAGUUUUAGUAAUUGUUUCUAUUGCACAUUUGCAUUCUUCACUCAGUUAUUUCACCACUUCAAGAAAAACUGUAAAUCAAAGGGGUGUUGCUCUUCCAGUGUGGUUAGAAUUCCAAGAGAAUCUUAUUUCAAGGCUUGGAACGUUUUGAAAACUGGGGGCGAUGAUUUGGAAAUACUCUUAAAACAGUGGAUUGUAUAAUUUUAUUUUAUUUAUUGCAUAAAUUGUAACAGUUUAUUUAAACCAUACAAGAAUAAAAAUGCAAAAACAAAGUAGUAAAUAAGUAACAACUAAUAAAAACUUACAUGAUGAGAAAAACUUGUUAGUAAUGCAUUUGGUAAUGAUUAUAUAAUUUUGAUUGAAGUCUUUGUCAAAGCAGAGUGUAUCUAUUAUAACAUUUAAAAAACUGUUACUGGGAAGUGCAACAACCAGAUGGUGGUAGCCCUCAGUCUCUAGAAUUCUCACUGGGAAGAAUUAUGGAGCUGGAAAUUAUAUUUCCAGAAAUGGGGAAAUUACAAAUAUUUGAUUUCUUUCUUCUUCCCUGCCAGUUUUGGGAGAACCUUAGACAGUGCAACACCACUCUCCAUCUAAUGAAACUCAACUUGCAUCCCAAAGAUUUUCUCUCACUGCAUCAGAUAAUGCCACCUAACUCAGGUCGAAGAUUUUUUUCCCUUUCACUUCACCAAUCUUCUUUUAAAUUUGACUUGAAAUUAUCCUGAUCAAGAGUUCUUAGAAACUGAAAAGCUUGUAACUAUUUCAUAAAAAGUUUUGGCCUAAUAAAAAUAUUUAUAAACUUAGGGGAAAAUGGCUUUUAUGUGUUAGGACAAUAUUGUUCCUUUUUAAAGAGACGUGUUUAUACAAACAUUCAAAAAUGAAUUCUAGUUGGUGUCGGCUAGGAAUGGGUUUUUUUCUACCAAAUUUCUGAAGUGAUUUUCUGUUUAGGAACAUAAUAAAUAGCUGUCAUGUAAAUGUUUUAUGUGACAUUGGUGGUUGAGGAAAUUGAAAGAAAGUGCAUGGUGCAAUGCUCUUCAAUAAAUCAAGCUUGGAUUCACAAAAAAUAAAACUGAUUUAACACUCUUCAAUCUUACCUGGUAACCUUGAGCCAGCUGCCACCUGUCAGUCUCGUUCUGUUUCAGAUGGUUGUGAGAGGACAGGAAUGCUUGGGAAGGAAGAAGUGACCCAAGGUUGUUGCCCUGAAUAAAAUUAAUCAACAGACCACCACUUUGCAGGGCUAGUGCUGUUAUUGCUGACCUUGGGAUUUUCCUCUUGGUACCGCAUAGUCUAGCAACAAUUUAACACCUACAACCUUAUAUGCUUUCCUUUAAAGCCUAAUUUUGUUAUCCCCAUUGCUUGAUUGAGAAAUGAAUGUUCUCUCAUUUUUCGUUAUGUAUGUCAGCUCCAUGUCUGUCUUUUGGGUAGUGAACUUUAUCCAGUGGCUUUUUAAGCUCAUUAAAGUCCAUGCAAUAAAUAUUUCCUGUGGUUUGCUGAUUAACUCAGUGGGUUAUAAGCAAGAUAUGGGCAGGGACUUUUCUACAGGAGCAGAAAGCAUUUACUAAGUAUCAGAUGUUAUCCCUCAU